This is a messenger RNA of Thlaspi arvense, 1422 nucleotides long. NCBI's taxonomy places the organism in Eukaryota, Viridiplantae, Streptophyta, Magnoliopsida, Brassicales, Brassicaceae. The record is from the annotation of a GenBank genome assembly.
AUGACACUCGGCGUUCUUGUUUACUUGGUGAAGUUAUCUGGGCCGGAAUCAGGUCAAAGUGAUGGUAGCUUUAGGCCCAUAUAUGUUCAGCGUAACUGGAGUAAGGAUAACAUUGCUCCUGCUCCAAAACAGCACUGCAGAUUUUCAAAUCGGAGAAGGAUAUCUCGACGACUCUUUCUCUCACAAAAAACUACCUUAGUCGUCUCCGGCAGAGAAAUUUCGGUGAAGCUUAAACCCAGAUCGAUCCAUUUGAGAUCUAUGGAUCUCGUACCGGCUUUGGUUACUUUUCUCGCCGCAGCUCACGUCAUCGCCUUGCACCGAUCGUUGAUCUCUUUCGGAUUAUGCGAUUCUGUAGAUUGGCCUCUGAUCGUCAGCCUCAGAGACAAAAAUCUCAAUGAGGAAACGUCGGGACAUCGAUCGGAGUUCGAUUUCAUCGGUUGGUGGAAAAGGCAGUGGCGCCCACUAAUUAAACCCCACCACACGAGUAGCCAACCAGAGAAAAGGAAGGAGAGAAAGAGAGAAUCCCACGCCAUGAAGUCAACGAAAAGCUCCGCCGGCGACAAUAAUUCCAAACCGGCUAGAACCGGAUCAAUUUCGCCUGUACCGGAGUGGAUAACCGAGACGAUCAAUGGUGGAUCGCUCCGCCUCGUAGAUCUCCAUACCGGAAUCAACGGCUGGGCUUCGCCUCCAGGGGACGUCUUCUCUCUCCGCUCCGCCAAUUACUUCACCAACAAAGAGAAAUCACCCGGCGGAGACUGCCUCCUCUCUCUCGCCGGCGUUGACUGGCUCAAAUCCAGCACGAAACUCGAACACGUCCUGGCUCGUCCCGACAACCGCGUUGCUCAAGCGCUCAGAAAAGCCCAAUCGCUUGGCCAGUCCUUAGAUAGCUUCAUCUUCGCGGUGAAUUUUCAGGUUCCGAGCAAGGAACCGUACAGCUUGGUGUUCUACUUCGCGACGGAAGAUCCGAUCCCCUCGGAUUCCGUCCUCCGUCAGUUGAUCGACGGAGACGACUCGUUCUGUGGCCAAAGAUUCAAAGUGUUGAGCCGCGUCGUGAAAGGUCCCUGGGUGGUUAAAGCGGCGGCCGGGAGCUUCGGCGCGUUCAUUGUGGGUAAGACUGCGAGGUGUAGUUACCACAGAGGAUCUAACUACUUGGAGAUCGAUGUCGAUUUAAGCAGCUCGGCGAUCAUGACGGCGCUACUGCGGCUUGCGUUGGGGUACAUUACGAGCCUUACGGUGGACAUUGGUUUCGUAGUGGAGGCGCAAACGGAGGAUGAGCUGCCGGAGAGACUGAUCGGAGCUUGUAGGGUUUGUCAUAUUGAGUUAUCGACGGCGUUUUCUGUCGUCGGCCCGGAGAACCCUCUCGGAACGAUGGGUUCGGCGAAAGCAAACCACGACGAGGAAGACGAAAAUGUUUCAGUCUAA